GCCUGCCUGCCUGGCUCCUAAUACACUUUAAAUGCAGAACCGCGGCGGGGGUGGGUCCCAGUCCUGGCAUGAGCUAGAACUAAGCUGGACUGCUGGCCAGCCUGCUAAAAAAAUGUACUGAUGGCAGGUGGCGGGGUGGGGGAAUGCAUGGAGUCGAUAGCAUUAACCUAUACGCUUUUGCUUAUCAGUUAAUCGACGACACUUUUGCAUCCCUAAUUCUGCUCUUUGUUCCCUGUCUUUAACCAGUUAUUGAACACACUCCCCCAACCGAUUCUGUUCAUACAGGUGUCUGAUCAUUCUGUUCCUUACUUUAGUUUCAACCGGUUUGCUGGUACUGAAUUGCAGGGAUUGCCCCUGAACCUUUUUUUAAAAAAUUGGUGUCACAUUAGCUAUCGUCCAGUUCAGGAUGUAAAAUCCUGUUUAAUCAGAUGACGUCUGAUGUGGGGGGGGGGGGCUGCUUCAGCCUGGCUGGAAUGUCCCCCACCUGCGAAGCAGCGCUGCUGCUCUGGCCGGGCUGGGGCCCCAUGUGGGCCGGGUUUGCUCCAUCCUGGCUGGAGCGCUCUCAUCCGUGGCAUGCUACUCCAUCCAGACUGGGCCUGCCGUAGGUGGGGGCUAUCCUGGUUGGGCUGGAGCAUCCCUUACCCACAGUGCAGUGUGCCCUGUCGGGCAGGGCUCUGCUGCAGUCCAGGCAGGCCACAGGUUAACUGGGGACAUCACCCAGCAAGGGAGAUGCUUACCAGUAAACCAUUAACAUCCCUGCCUCCAGUCAUCUGGUACAAAAGUUGAUUUAAAUGGUAGGUUACCACAGUUAGUGGUCCUCGUUUGAUCUCAGUUCCACCCGCCAGAUGAACUGGCUUCCAGAUUUCCCACCCUCUGUUUUCUUCACUGACUCUUGGUUCCAUUUUCCUCUCCAUCCCCUGGCACCUCCAGCCAGGCUCCUUGUGCACCCAGUUCCAGCCGCCCCUCCCAGUCCCAGUGCCUGCCUCCCUGCCCAACCAGUCCUAGCCUCCCCUCCUUGCCUGACUCAAUUGAGCUCCUUGCUCAGCCAGUUCUAGGCUCACCCUAACUUCCUGUCACAAUCUAUUCCCCACCCAGUCUCAGUCUCCCUGACUCCUUGACCCAGUUGACUCCUUUCCCACCACUGGGGCCCAGCUUUUGUCCCUUCUGUGUUUGGAUCAGGCAUCUUCCUCCUUUACACGGCCUGGGUGCCAGCCGGAGGAGCAAGGGGGUCUUUAGGAACACAGGAGACACAGGCUCCUGGCUCUCAAUUCCAGUGCUACGUUCCACCCUCAUCUGGAGCAGGAGCUGCAGAUAAAGUCCGGCUUUUCCCCUCUAGCCCUGAAUUGAGUGCAAUUCCUUAACCCAGGCCCCCUGUCAACACCUGUUAUAUACACUUCCUAACUCUUCUGCCUUUGAUCGCUUUCCGCCUCUGAGACGGGUCUGGAGCUAAAAGCAAAAGAUGCCGCUAUUCUUCCGUAAAAGGAAACCUAGCGAUGAGGCCCGGAAGCGCCUUGAAUACCAAAUGUGCCUGGCAAAAGAAGCUGGUGCUGAUGACAUUCUAGAUAUAUCUAAAUGUGAACUCUCCGAGAUUCCUUAUGGGGCUUUUGCAACAUGUAAAGUUUUGCAGAAAAAGGUGCUGAUUGUUCACACCAAUAACCUCACCGCUCUGGUUCCGAAGUCCUGCAGCCUGCUGAAUCUCGUAACGGUGAAGGUUUUGGAUCUCCAUGACAACCAGCUGGCAUGGCUUCCUGAGGAUAUUGGGCAGCUGACAUAUCUCCAGGUCCUAAACGUUGAAAGAAAUCUCUUAAAAGCUCUGCCGCGGUCAGUAGGGGACCUCUCCCAGCUCCAGACCCUCAAUGUGAAAGGUAAUAAGCUGAAGGAGCUGCCUGCUACCCUGGCUGGGCUGCGCAGCUUGCGCACGCUCGACAUCAGUGAGAACCUGCUGCGGGAAUUGCCCCGGGCGCUGGCCCACAUCCGCACGCUGGAGGCUCUGACCCUGGAUGCUUCGUCCAUGACGUACCCGCCGAGCGCUGUUUGCAGUGCUGGCACCGAGUCUGUCCAGCGGUUCCUGUGCCAGGAGUCUGGGGUCCAGUACUGCCCCCCCUCUCAGUACCUGCUCCCCGUGCUGGAGCGGGAUGGGGGCGAAACGUCCGUGGAUGGUGCCGAGAGGAGCGUGCAUAGGUACAUGCAGGAGGAGAGCCAGUGGCAGAACAAAUUCUCCGAUUACGAGAGGAGGAAGGAAGAGAAGAUGCUAGAGAAGCUGGAGUUUGAGCGCCGCCUGGACGUGGGGCAGAGGGAGCACGCUCAGCUCGUGCAGCAGAGCAGCAGCCAGAAGGAGGAGAUUCUGCAGACGGUGAAGAAGGAGCAGGUGAGGCUGGAGAAGGGUCUGACAAAGCACCAGCAGCAGCUGGAGAGCGAGCAUCUGAAGCUGCUGGAGCAGCUACAAUUCCAGAGGCUGCUGGAGGAGAAUCAGAGGCAGAAGCAAAGCUCUGAAAUGUUGAAAUCCCUGGAGAACGAGAGAAUGAGGAUGGACCAGCUGAUGGCAAUAACGCAGGAGGAGACGGAGCAGCUCCGCAGAAGGGAAGUGGCCUCUGCCAUGCAACAGAUGCUGGCUGAGAGCUACAAGAACAAGCUCAUCCAAAUGACCUAUGAAUGUCGUCGGCAAGACCUCGUCAGCCAGGCCUGCUCCAGCCUGGCAGAGAUGGAUCAGAAGUUCCAACAGAUCCUGGCGUGGCAGCAGCUGGAUCAGUACAAAGCCACAAGUCAGAUCCUGCAGGAGCAAGAAAUGCAGAAAGCAGCCUUCGAAGCCCUGCAGGUGAAGAAGGAUCUCUUGCACCGGCAGAUCAGGAACCAGAUUAAGUUAAUAGAAAGAGAGUUACUGCAGCUGACACAGCUGGAGUUAAAGAGGCAAGAACUGGACACAGAGGCACUGCAGUUUCUAGGUGGCUUCAUGCUUAGUGAGCAGGGGAUGUUCCCCAGACCCCGUCCUGCUUCCUGCCAACGCGCCGCUGCUCUCGAAGCGCUCGAGUCCUCUCCCUUUGCGAAGCUGGGUCCUUGGCUCGCUGGGAGGGCGGGAGCUGCGGGGGGCAAGGGCUCUCCUGGAACCACCCAUCUGCCAAGCAUCUCAUGAGUCCUCGCUUUGUUCCGCCUUCAUUGUAAUUUGUGUAAGUCUGUGCUGACCACCCAUCCCUCCUUUUCCUUUCUGCGCCAUGCCAAGGCCAUGACAGCAACCCCUGCGCCCGGCAGCCUCCCGCCCCGAGGCCCUUUCAUCCGGCUGGAGGGCUGCUUUUCAGUCACGUGCUUCGCAGGAGUUGUCUCCCGGUGCGACUUACCCCCCAUCCCUGGCCCAGGAAGUCGGGGGUCUGUGGCAAAGGACCGGAGUUAGUGUCGUGCAGCCGGCAGCGUGUGGUCCCGGCGGGUGGUUGCAAGUGCUGGAUCCUACCCCAGCCCAGGAACUGUCCCUGGGGCAGGGAGGCUGUUGAGAGCGAGGCGCGUCCAUGGGUACCCGGAUCAUGGCGCUGCGAGCUGCCUGGGACUGCGCUCAGGCAGUCGGGGCGGUGCCCGGGAUGGCAGGGAGGUGCCAGAGACACUGAGGGCUUCGGAGCUAGAUGAGGGAGCUGCGUUCCCGGGAGCGGGCAGUUCCAUGCCUUGUCUUGAACCCUUAAUGCAGGGUCAGUGCCCAGAGUGGGGGCAGCCAGACCCACCUCAGUCCAAGCAAGGCUCCUGAUGGGUGAAGCGGGGCAGCCUGCAGAGCUGCCAGGUCCCGGCGCCCGGCCUGAGCACCCUUCCAACAGCUGCGAGCUGCAGUCUGUGCAGGCCACAGCCCCCAGGGUAGCCGGCGAGCGGCAUGCAGGGCCCUGCGGUCGCACCCCAGCCCCGGCGGCCAUCCCGAGCCGGUGCUGCCUGGGAACGUGGUCCGCCGUGAAGAGGAAGCGCUGGGCACGCGUGGGGCUUGCGCCGGGGGAACCCGAGAGAGGGCCAAGGAGAGCUGACCGAGCAGGGAGGGAGCCCCGGGCGGGAUUCCCUGCGCUGCUGCUGCUGAGCAGGGCCUCCAGAGCUGUCCCCGGCACUGCCCUGCGCCCUGUGACUUGGAGGGGGACAGCCCGGGGGGCUGGCUGCUCACAGAGGGAUGUUUCCACCUGGGUUUCUCCUGCGGGUUCUGUG
This is a messenger RNA of Pelodiscus sinensis (Chinese soft-shelled turtle), 4164 nucleotides long. NCBI's taxonomy places the organism in Eukaryota, Metazoa, Chordata, Testudines, Trionychidae. The record is from RefSeq and is a predicted model, not a curated record.